Lytechinus variegatus (green sea urchin) is the source of this 2152-nucleotide messenger RNA. Its product is annotated as monocarboxylate transporter 2-like. NCBI's taxonomy places the organism in Eukaryota, Metazoa, Echinodermata, Echinoidea, Temnopleuroida, Toxopneustidae. The transcript is spliced from 4 exons. The record is from RefSeq and is a predicted model, not a curated record. Bases 43 to 1314 code for a protein of 423 amino acids. Gene Ontology annotation, biological process: transmembrane transport. Gene Ontology annotation, molecular function: monocarboxylic acid transmembrane transporter activity.
CUCCUUGCCAAGUUUGUAAACCAUCUUUUACAACAAGGUAUUAUGAAAUCACUCGGGGUAAUAAUUCCUGCUCUUGUCGUUCAACUCAACAUCAGCUAUGCUACUGUUGGUUUUCUCCUCUCACUUCAGAUCACCAUGAACUAUAUGGCAUGUCCACUGGCUCAGCUGCUUCUCAGGAAGUUUGAUGUCAGGAAGACAGCCACACUUGGAGGACUAGGAACUGGUCUGUGUAUCAUCUGUGUUGCUUUUUCCAAGUCUGUAUCGGCUCUUGGUACUUUCUUCUUUUUGGCAGGUGUGUGCAGUUCUACAAUAUGUCAGGCUUCAUUCGUCUCACUUCGCCAUUAUUUCGGAGACCACUUUGGAACAGCAAACUCCAUCAGCUACCUUGGAUCACUUGUUGGUGGUAUGACAGUCCCAUUUCUAACUAACCAACUUCACCAAGCAUAUGGUCUUCAAGGAACUUUAUUGUGCCUAGGUGGAUUGUUCCUAAACAGUGUACCAAUCGGUGCCAUCUUCAAACUUCCCGAUUCUCAGUCUCCUCCUACACCAGAUCAAGAUGGUCUUAGAAAUGGCCAGGAUGUGGAUGAAUUAGACGAAGAAGAUGAUGAUGAUGGAAGAAGCAAAAACGACAACUCAGAUAAAACCAGUUUUUAUCUCUGUUGUAUCAACCUUUUGCGAUACCUCUCGAUUGCUUUCGACAUCAAAGCUCUUAGACGUGAACCAUCCUUUGCAAUCUUUUUCUUGCCGUGUCAAAUCAUUUUAGACAUUGUCUUUAUAGGUUGGGCUUUAUUUAUGGUAUCUUAUGCUAUUGAUAUUGGUUUCAGUCCUUCCUCGGCUGUUUAUCUCCCCAUAGCUGCAGCUUCUGGUGGUUUUAUUAGUCGAAGCACCCUUGCUAUUGCCAUGCAUUAUAAGUCUUUUUGGAGUCCAGAGCUCUAUGCAAUGGAUGUUGCCAUAUCAGGACUAUCGUUGGUGUUGUAUCCAUUAUAUUCCAAUCUUAGCCAUCUUAUCAUUUGUUCAUUCUUUGCUGGUUAUGGGAUUUAUGGAAGUGCCUCUACUUAUUAUGCAGUCAUCGCAGUGACAGUCUCAGAAGAGAAUUUUCCCGGGAUUAUCGCUAUAUCUUUUUUCAUUUCUGGAAUUGGAGCCAUGUUAUCUGGUUUACUGGCAGGUAUUAUAUUUGAUGCUACGAAGUCAUUCAUGGUUGUAUUCCGUAUCUUUGGUAUCAUGAUGGGCGCCAUCUUCAUUCUCGUCAAUCUUCACAUUUUCCUCCAUCGUUAUCGGAAGAAACACCUCCAUGGGACUCAGCAAACUAAUUAAUGUUUCAACAGACUCCACAAAACAAAGAUGUUUAAUUUUCAUUUGUCUAAAGCCCUGUUUGAAGUGGGACCUUAUAUAGAAAUCCAAUUUUAUGAUUUGACAUCAAAUAAAAAAAUUAUUGCGAUUAUUGUGAGCUUUAUGAAUGAGUGCAAACGAUCAUUCUAGUAUUUUUAGAAGCUUGGUAAUGUGGACACUCUUAGCCGUUUUUAAUUUAUCUGCAACACUAUCUUAUACGGAAGGUUUACAGAAGAAUAUUUUUUACAAUCUUUGUGUGAAUGAUAUCAAAUUUGAACGAAUUAUUUUUAGUGAUUCGAUUAUUUCUAUAAUCUCGAAUUCAGUAACAGGUUGUAAAAACAGUGAGUUCGUAAAAGUGUUAUUAAAUACACAUUAUAGUUAUCAUUUUCAGCAAUAUUCUCCGAUGAUAUAAUUUACAAAAAUGACAAUUUCAUACAUUUUGUUAAGUGAUGUAUUGUGGAUUAUCAUAUUUUUUUUGUUCAUUAUGAUGUUGACGUAGACUAUGUUUGCGCUUGCAGAGUACUAUGAUAACCAUGAUAGUUUUGAAUAAUUUUCCACAAAAUCUUCUAAAAGUGACUUAAUGUAUAUCGUUAAUUAAAUUUCUAUGUUUUUUUACCUAGCUUCAUUACAAUUUUACCGAUAACGGUUUAGUGAUUUUUUUUAAGUUAAGUAUUUUCUUUCCGGAGUAUCCGUGAUUUACGUAUUUACACGUGCAUUUUUCUCUUCGUAUGCAAAUUACGAAGGGCUAAACUUUUUCUUUAAAUAUACAGUGCGUAUCAAAAAAAAAAUUUACACUUUGAAAAAAUCCUGUAAAAUUAUACAU